AAGCCACACAGACUUUGCUUUUGAAUGAGCAAAACCCUCCCAGAACCAAGAUGUUGUCUUUGGCCACCUCAGGCCCAACUGGAGCUCGAAGGAUUGUGACUGCGAUGCGAGGGAGAUUUACGAGGGAUGGCAGGUGCUUGUUUACCUGUUUGCCAGAAUCUGCCCCCAGGACCAGAAACAUGGGCCAGUCCUUUACCCGAUCCUUGGUCAACCAUUACAGAUGCUUUAGUGCCACAGCUGCCACUCGGAACGCUUCAUCAGCUACAGCCAAUCAGACGACACCGUCCUACAGCCACAUCGUUGUCGGGGCCGGGUCAGCGGGCUGCGUCCUCGCCAACCGUCUCAGUGAGGAUGCCCAUGAGUCUGUGCUGCAGCUAGAGGCCGGGCCUAAGGACUUGUUGCUAGGCAACGUACGUCUCUCAUGGAAGAUUCACAUGCCGGCUGCGUUGACCUACAACCUCUGUGAUGACAAGUAUAACUGGUACUACCACACUUUACCCCAGGCCCACAUGGACGACCGGGUCUUGUACUGGCCAAGGGGACGCGUCUGGGGGGGGUCCUCUUCACUCAACGCCAUGGUGUACAUCCGCGGAAACGCUGAAGACUACAACCGCUGGCAAAGGGAGGGGGCGGAGGGCUGGGACUACGAGCACUGUCUGCCUUACUUUAGGAAAGCUCAGUGUCAUGAGCUGGGAGAAAACAGGUACCGGGGAGGCAGCGGACCUCUUCAUGUGUCCAGAGGGAAGACCAACCAUCCCCUUCACAAAGCUUUCAUUGAGGCGGGGCAGCAGGCAGGAUACCCCUUCACAGAUGACAUGAACGGAUACCAACAGGAGGGCUUGGGCUGGAUGGACAUGACCAUUUAUAAAGGAAAGAGGUGGAGCACAGCCAGUGCUUACCUGAGACCUGUCCUGGGUCGACCAAAUCUGAAGACGGAGGUGGGCUGCCUGACCACCAAGAUCCUGUUUGAUGGCAACCGUGCCGUAGGUGUAGAAUACACACAGAAAGGACAAAAGAAAAGGGCGUUUGCAGAUAAAGAGGUGAUAUUAAGCGGAGGAGCCAUUAACUCCCCUCAGCUACUCAUGCUGUCUGGGGUGGGAAACGCUGAUGACCUGAAACAACACAGUAUCUCUGUGGUUCAACACUUACCAGGUGUUGGCAGUAACCUGCAGGAUCAUUUGGAGUUGUACAUCCAGCAGCAGUGCACUCAGCCCAUCACCUUGUACAAGGCCCAGAAACCUUUCCACAUGGUUAAGAUAGGCCUAGAGUGGCUCGCUCUGUUCACUGGUUAUGGAGCAACAUCCCACUUGGAGAGCGGAGGGUUCAUUCGCAGUCGACCACACGUCACACACCCCGACAUCCAGUUUCACUUCCUGCCCUCGCAGGUCAUCGACCACGGCCGAGUUGCCUCCAAGUUCGAGGCGUAUCAGGUUCAUGUUGGACCAAUGAGAAGCACCAGUAUUGGCUGGAUGAAGCUGAAGAGUGCCAACCCUUUGGAUCACCCGAUACUCCAGCCAAACUAUCUCUCCACCGAUUUUGAUGUGUGGGAGUUCAGGGAGUGUGUCAAAUUAUCCAGAGAGAUUUUUGCUCAGAAGGCCUUCGACCCUUUCCGUGGUCCCGAGGUCCAGCCUGGUCCUCAGGUGCAAUCCGACGCCGACAUCGACGCUUUCGUUCGCCGAAAGACUGACUCCGCCUACCACCCAUCCUGCACCUGCAAGAUGGGCUCGCCGUCCGACCCGAUGGCGGUCGUCGACUCCAAUGCGCGCGUUCUGGGGCUGGAGCGGCUGCGUGUGGUCGACGCCUCCAUCAUGCCCAGCAUCGUCAGCGGCAACCUGAACGCUCCCACCAUCAUGAUUGCAGAGAAGGCUGCUGACAUCAUCAGAGGUCGCCCUCCGCUCGUCGACCCAGGCGUUCCCGUGUACCGACCUCCGACACUCGACACGCAGCGAUGAGCAGAGGGAACGAGUUAAGGGUAAACAGGUCACAACACAAUAACCAGCUUAUUCUGUGUUUGAUUAGGAGCUGAUCAAUUUGAUCUGAUAUUGUUCAAUGAAUAAUUUAGUGUAACAUUUCAGAGUUAGAUGUGUAGUCACAGGCUAACAACAAUUAUGAAGGGCUGAUCUAAGCAAUAAUGGUACGUUCAUUUUAGAAGUUUACAUGUGAUUCUGUUUUUCAGUAUUAUACUUGGUGUCCUGACAAAGACACAGUGGCUCUGUCGCUUCCUUAUUUUUGAAAUGAUGAUUUUAGUCUUAAUUUCCAUUCUAAAUCACAUAUGUCUUUACUCUUUAGUCACCUUAAAAUUAAUGUGAUAAACAACUUUUUCUGCCUCAUUGUUUUAUAUUUAGACAUAAAGUCCUGUUUUUUUGGUUAGAGCUAAAACACUAAUACUACAUAAAUUAUGUUUGUAGCUUGAUGGCCAGUUUGUGUGCUCUCUGCAGGAGGCCUGUACUCAGAGUCAGAUUCAGAUUACAUUUUCCAUUGAAAAUGGUUCUGUGGUGUUGCAAUUUCAUAUCUGAUGCCUGCAGUGCACCAUGGAUAUGUAUCAAAUAAGGCUUUCACUGUGUGUGGUUGCUGGGCUGGUGUUCCAGGAACAGAUGGCAUGGUUGCUGGGAAACCACACUGUGAACAUAAUGGAAAAUUGCUUCUAGGAAUUUGACUUAAUUUGCCUGACAUCACCUUGUUGACUAUAAACAAUGCAUCAACUUUGAUGUGUGUGUGUGUGUGUGUGUGUGUGUGUGUGUGUGUGUGUGUGUGUGUGUGUGUGUGUGUGUGUGUGUGUGUGUGUGUGUGUGUGUAAAUUCAUAUAAAAUGCAACACUAGAAAAAUUUAAUAUUGUGAAAAGUGAACUCACCGAAGAAGCCGUAUUUAUUUCAGCCCCAGGUGAGGUGUUCACUGGAAAAAUAUGUUUUCAUCCCAUGGCCUUCUUUGAUUAUAUUAGCUAUUAUAUAUUAUAUUGUUAACCCAGACAGCCUCAGCAGCACCUUUUUGUUCUGUCUGUUUGGUCACAUCAGUUACCAACAAGGUAAUUACUUUUAAUGUAAAAUAUACACACACAAAAAAUCUGUCAAUGUCACUUGUGUUUAUACAUUUUUUCUUAAUGUAUCAUGGAUGUUUACAAAGAAGCUUUUGAAGAGAAUUGUGUAUAACUGAUCACAUUAUACCACCUGUGCCUGUAAAAUCACUGUUUUAAUGGCAGCAUGAAUGACUGCAGUAUGUUAAUGAUGCAUGAAGCAUUAACACGUUUUUAUUAUCAACACUAAUAUAGGAAUUCAAAUCAUGUAUUAUUCAGCUUUGCACUACUCUAUGAAGUAUUUUUAUUAAAUGCAGUGUUGCACUAUAGAACAUGAAUGUUUAAAUCCUGUGUCCUAAUGAAGGAGAAACACUUUGAUUGUAAAGGGAAAAUGACUGUGAAAGUUUUUUCUUGUGUUGAUUAUAAAGAAAAACUCAAAACUGU
This is a messenger RNA of Anoplopoma fimbria (sablefish), 3454 nucleotides long. RefSeq names its product choline dehydrogenase (gene chdh). Bases 51 to 1952 code for a protein of 633 amino acids. Gene Ontology annotation, molecular function: choline dehydrogenase activity; flavin adenine dinucleotide binding. NCBI's taxonomy places the organism in Eukaryota, Metazoa, Chordata, Actinopteri, Perciformes, Anoplopomatidae. The record is from RefSeq and is a predicted model, not a curated record. The transcript has 10 exons. Gene Ontology annotation, cellular component: mitochondrial inner membrane.